CCCAGCCCCGCGCAGCCCUGAGCGCCCGCAUCUGUCGCGCCGCCGCGCCAGGCAUGCAGUAAAGGCUGAAAAUCUGGGUCACAGCUGAGGAAAAUCUCGAACAUGGAGUCCAGGAUGUGGCCUGCACUGCUGCUGUCCCACCUCCUCCCUCUCUGGCCACUGCUGUUGCUGCCCCUCCCACCACCUGCUCAAGGCUCCUCCUCCUCCCCUCAAACCCCACCAGCCCCAGCACGUCCCCCAUGUGCCCGGGGAGGCCCCUCGGCCCCACGCCAUGUGUGUGUGUGGGAGCGGGCACCCCCACCAAGCCGAUCCCCUCGGGUCCCAAGAUCCAGGCGGCAAGUCCUGCCAGGCACUGCACCCCCUGCUACCCCAUCAGGCUUUGAAGAGGGGCCACCCUCAUCCCAGUACCCCUGGGCUAUUGUAUGGGGCCCUACAGUAUCUCGAGAUGAUGGUGGGGACCCCAACUCUGCCAAUCCUGGAUUUCUGCCCCUGGACUAUGGUUUUGCAGCCCCUCAUGGGCUGGCUACCCCACACCCCAACUCAGACUCCAUGCGGGGUGAUGGAGAUGGGAUCAUCCUUAGAGAAGCACCUGCUACCCUGAGGCCAUUCUUGUUUGGGGGCCGUGGGGAAGGUGUGGACCCCCAGCUCUAUGUCACAAUUACCAUCUCCAUCAUCAUUGUUCUCGUGGCCACUGGCAUCAUCUUCAAGUUCUGCUGGGACCGCAGCCAGAAGCGGCGCAGGCCCUCAGGACAGCAAGGUGCCCUGAGGCAGGAGGAGAGCCAGCAGCCACUGACAGACCUGUCCCCAGCUGGGGUCACUGUGCUGGGGGCCUUCGGGGACUCGCCCACCCCUACCCCUGACCAUGAGGAGCCCCGAGGGGGACCCCGGCCUGGGAUGCCCCAGCCCAAAGGGGCUCCAGCCUUCCAGUUGAACCGGAUUCCCCUGGUGAAUCUGUGAUGCCCACCAAUGUUGGGGUGCCACCAAGCAGGAGGCCAAGGGGCCGGCAUAGACACCAUCCCACUGAGGGUAGGGCAGCUGUGGGAGCUGGGGCUGCAGGUGCUCCUGGCUCCUGCCCUGACACACCACCCUGGAACACUCACUGGCCCUAUAGGCAAUCCUACCUGCUCACCCUCCUUUAAGUAGGGACCUCACAUAUUUGUGGUUUCUGGUCCCCCAUCCCCACCCUUGCACACUCACAUGAAAGCCUUGCACACUCACCUCCAC
This is a messenger RNA of Molossus molossus (Pallas's mastiff bat), 1224 nucleotides long. It is a transcript of the gene PIANP, whose product is annotated as PILR alpha associated neural protein. NCBI's taxonomy places the organism in Eukaryota, Metazoa, Chordata, Mammalia, Chiroptera, Molossidae. Bases 103 to 957 code for a protein of 284 amino acids. The transcript is spliced from 6 exons. The record is from RefSeq and is a predicted model, not a curated record. Gene Ontology annotation, cellular component: membrane. Gene Ontology annotation, biological process: regulation of immune response.